GAGAGAUAGUGAGUGAUAAGGUGAUUUUGCUUGCAUUGUUUGUUGCCGGUAGUGUAUUGUGCUGCGAGUGACCGUCGCAAGAUGUAUUUGAAUAGAGUGCGGAUUUGUAGCUCGCGAUUAGUAGCGGCCCCUACACACUUUGUACGGAGUAUCACAGUGAACAGCACAGCGGUGGAAGUUGAAGACGGGACAGCUCAGCUCAAAUCAUGGAGGGAGAUCCCGGGCCCUUCAUCUUUGCCCUUGCUAGGGUCUCUGCACCACUUCAUACCCGGUGGCAUGUUCUACAACAUAAACGGCAUUGACUUCACUCGCAAACUGUACCAGAACUACGGACCGAUUGUGAAAGUUGAUGGGAUGGUCGGCAUGAAUAUGUUAAUAUUCCUAUUCGAUGCGGAGAGCGUUUCACAAGUCCUUCGUGGCGAAAACUGGAUGCCAAUUCGUUCCGGAUUCCCCUCACUGGAAUACUACAGAAAAUACUACAAGAAAAGUAAAGAUCAUGAACAGAAACCAACGGGACUCGUUACGGAACAGCUUCAACCAUGGAGGGAAUUCCGCUCCGCCGUGAACCCCGUGAUGUUACAGCCGAAAACUAUAAAACUGUACACGACUGCGAUAGAUCAGGUCGCCCAGGAUAUGGUCGCCAGAAUGAGAUCUUUACGUGAUGAAAACAAUAUGCUGCGUGGGAAUUUCGACACGGAAAUGAAUCUUUGGGCUCUGGAGUCCAUAGCUGUAGUGGCUCUCGGUAUGAGGCUGAAUUGCUUUGACCCAAAACUGACUGACGACUCGCCAGCCAAGAGACUGAUCCAGUGCGUCCAUGACUUCUUCACUAUCGCCGAAGACUUGGACUUCAAGCCAAGCAUUUGGAAGUACAUCACUACACCAAAAUUCAAGAAAGCGAUGAAACUUUACGAGGAUCACGAAAAUCUAUCAAAACAUUUCGUUCAACAAGCAAUGGAAGAAUUAAAAACAAACAAAGGAAAACCGAGCAACGAGAAGGGCGUACUUGAAAAACUGAUGGAUAUCAAUGAACAGUUUGCAUACAUUAUGGCCAGUGAUAUGCUAUUCGGUGGUGUAGAUACGGCUGCUAACACCAUAACAGCCACGCUGUAUCUCCUCGCGACGCACCCAGAGAAACAACAGAAACUGAGAGAGGAACUGCUAUCGAAAUCAGAAAAGAAACCUUACCUGAAGGCGUGCAUCAAAGAGUCGAUGAGGGUAAUGCCAGUUGCGUCUGGCAACACGAGGAGAACUACCAAAGAAUACAACAUACUCGGCUACCACAUACCGAAAGACAUGGAAAUUGUUUUCUCUCAUCAAGAGAUGUCAGUGAUGGAGCAAUACUACCCGAGACCUAAAGAGUACAUCCCAGAACGUUGGGUGGCCGAUAAAGACGACCCUCUGUACCACGGCAAUGCGCAUCCUUUCGCCCAUUCUCCAUUUGGCUUCGGAGUUCGCAUGUGUAUAGGUCGUCGCAUCGCAGAGCUGGAAGUGGAAACGUUCCUUGGGCGGAUCGUGGAAAACUUCAACGUAGAGUGGUUCGGACCUCCUCCGAAAGUAGUUCAAACCGCGCUUAAUUACUUCAAGGGACCUUUUAAUUUUAUUUUCAAAGACGUUUAAGAAGCUCGUUAUUUUAUUUCGCUGUUGAUAUAUUUUGUUAAAUUAGAAACAUUAUAAAUGCAUCGGAAAAUAUGUAACCUAAAUAGUUCAAUCCUAAUAUUAAUCGAGUUAAAAAGUUUUUCGGAUAGAACUUGACAAUUUGAAUAGCCACAUUGAUAGAUUUUUGUAGUACAUUCUUGAAGUCAUUGUGUCGGUCACUUUAUCUGCAUGACUGAUUUAAUUACCCAACAAUGUCAAAUGGUCAGUUUGAAAAUCUUUCGGAGAGGCCCACGUUGAACAGUGAUUAUCCUGUGACCGAUGAUAAUGAUAAGUUGGUGUCUUACACACUGUCGUAAGGAUGUAUUCUUUAUACUUUAGUUUUAUUUAAGAUAGUAAAAAAAAAACAAAAGAAUAAUCUAAUAUAGCCCGCUUUCUAACAAUGCCCAUUUUUAAAAAUUCUACUAAAAUUUUACUAAAACAUUGCCAAUUAUACUGGCUUAUGCGUCUGCAACCACACAAGGAAUUCCAUCUGCAAAUGGUUACAAAGGCAAAAACAUUUUUUUUUCUGUAGUACGUCGUGAUUGUGGCAAGGUCCAUCUAUUCAAUAUUUGGAGAUAAUAUAAAUUUAAAAUAUAUUGCGUUAUUUUUACCUUUGCAACAACAUACCAAUUCUAUUCGAUGUUAAAUUAUAGAUAAGCUUUAUUAUUUUUUGCUUAUUGUUAUGUUUUCACAACAUUUUACUGAACGCGAGUGAAGUGUUCCACUUAAAGCUCACCACAUGUUUCAUAAAUAAAUAAAAACCCAUAAUAGAAUAUUAAGUAAUGGAUUAAAUAAUGCUGUCAAACAUUAUACUAGAUCACACAUGUCUGUAAUUUUUUUAUUCAGCAAAUUAUUUUUGUUUCCUUACACUUAUAAAAUAUUUUGAAUGUUUUCAUUAUUAGCUAGGCAAAGUUUUCACAGCAGGCACAAUACAACUAUGCCACCGAGGCAAUGUGAUGAAACGCCAGUGCAAUAGUUAAUUCCGAUCGUAUUUCUGGGAUUAGUCGAUGUUUCGUAACCGUUGUUUAUAAUAAUACUAGCUGACCCGUCGAACUUCGUAACGCCUGAGAGUCGAUUCUUUCAUUUUGAUUAAUUCUUAUUCUGCUAUUCGGGACGCCGGGUCGGCUAGUAAGAUAAAAAAGAAAAAAGAAAAUUGAUAAGUCAACAAUUACAUUAUGUCAAAAAAUAAUAAUUAUAAAACACUUAAAAUUCUUUCCAUCGUUCCAUUUAACGUCACUCAAUUGUUUUGCCUGUCCGUAAUCCCUCCACUAACAUUUAAUCUUUAUGGUAUGGUAUUAAAGUUCAAAUUGACUUUAAAGUAUUAUUACGAAUCUUUUGUAUGGGAACAUAGAAAAGUGUUAUUUUUAGACUUA
This is a messenger RNA of Manduca sexta (tobacco hornworm), 3008 nucleotides long. Its product is annotated as cytochrome P450 CYP12A2. Gene Ontology annotation, molecular function: monooxygenase activity; iron ion binding; heme binding. The transcript is spliced from 10 exons. The record is from RefSeq and is a predicted model, not a curated record. Lineage: Eukaryota; Metazoa; Arthropoda; Insecta; Lepidoptera; Sphingidae. Bases 82 to 1617 code for a protein of 511 amino acids.